This is a messenger RNA of Fusarium falciforme, 2598 nucleotides long. Its product is annotated as YL1-C domain-containing protein. Gene Ontology annotation, molecular function: ATP-dependent H2AZ histone chaperone activity. The record is from RefSeq and is a predicted model, not a curated record. Gene Ontology annotation, biological process: regulation of DNA-templated transcription; chromatin remodeling. NCBI's taxonomy places the organism in Eukaryota, Fungi, Ascomycota, Sordariomycetes, Hypocreales, Nectriaceae. Bases 1 to 2598 code for a protein of 865 amino acids. The transcript is spliced from 2 exons. Gene Ontology annotation, cellular component: nucleus.
AUGGAGACGGAAUCCAAGCCCUCGGAGAUGGGGACUCCCCGUUCAUCCUCCCUGUCGAGCCUCAGCGAUAGUGACAGCGACAGCGAGACAGCGAAGAAUCUCCAACGCCGCAGUAACGACUCCGAUAGCCAGACCAACAAUGAAGACAAGAUAGAAUGGCUGGCCACGACACGGAAGCGCCGUUCGACCGCCGGUAAUCGGAUGAAGUCGAUGCUCGCCAACGAAGAGCCCGAUUCAGACCUUGAACUAUUGUUCGCAGAGGAUGAGAACGACCAGGGCUUCUCUGACGUCGAUGAGAAUGCAUCGGACGUGCACAUGGACUCUUCUUCCGAUGACGAGGACAAUGACAACAACGAUGAUGAUCUGGAGGGCGAGAAGGAGCUCGAGAGACAGGCCAAGGAGCGGCGCGCCGCCCAACGGAAGCGAAAGGCCCAAGAGGCCAUCCCUGCAAAGUUUCGCAAGAAGGUUCGCAUCGAUCCCACGACCAAGACGCCUGCUGCACCCACGAGGCCCCCGCCGCGACCUAAGAAGAAAUCCGAGCGAACCUCGUGGCUGCCCUCACCGGCCGACCUACCGACCCGAGCGUCGUCCCGCCAAACGACCCGACUAUCCAAGGAGCAGCUUCACCAGCAGAUGGUGGAGCGUGAGGCACGUCGACUGAAGCAGGUCGCGCAGAUGCAGAAGAAGGCGGCUCGUCUCGAGGCUAUGAAGAAGCCACCCAUGACACAGGAGGAGAGGUUGCGCGAGGCGGCCAUCGUGGAGAAGCGCAACAGUAAGAGUCUCAACCGGUGGGAGAUGGCAGAGAAGCAACGCGAAGAGGAGAGACGGGCAAAGUUAGCGGCUUUGCAUCAGAGGACACUCAAGGGACCAUUCAUCACAUUCUGGAGCGGCAUCGGCGAGUGGAUGGGCAGGCACAUGGUGAUCGAGGAGCCGGCCAAGGAGAAGAGGAAGAGGGGUGAGAAGGCUAAGGGCAAAGAUAAGGACAGGAGCAAGGGCCAAGACAAGACACCUGCUGGUGAGGAGAAGAAGGACGGCAAUCAGGAUGGAACACCGGCUGCUGGCGAUGCUUCAUCCAAGGCCAAAGAUGAGGAGUCACAGCUAGCACAACAACCACCAUCAACGACUCCAUCAGAACCGGCUGCGGCAUCAGGGGCCAAGGAAGCUGAGCCAACACCCAAAGUCGGCGAUGCCGUUACAAAGCCAGCAGAUUCACCUUCAACGGUGCCGAAAACGACGCCUCCCACUCUCAAGGCUGAAGAACCUGUUCGGUCGAUGGCGAUGCCGCCACCACCUCCCCCUAGUGGUCUAGCCAUACUUGCUCCUCAACCUCCAUCAUCAACACCAACACCGCCGCCACCCUCUCCCCUCGCUCCCCCAACAAGUGGCCUCGCCGCUCCAUCUCCUCUUCCCGCUACCGCACCACCAGACACAACUCAGCAGUCCAUCAUGACUCCACCGUCAGGCCUCGCCCGUCCACCAGAACCGAAACCUUCUGGCGUUCUGGCAGCCCCUAUCCUGGCUCCCCCUCUCGGCAUAAGUGUCAACGGGGCGGUGCCUCCUAUGAUGGGCUUUAGCAACCCCAAAUCCAAUGUUCUUGCACCGCCGAAUACAUCCCAAGGUGUUGUCCCUCCCACCUUGUCGGCCAUCGCCCCUCCUCCUCCCUCCCUGUCCCCUCCAGUUACUGCUUCUCCUGCCCCAAAGCCUUCACCAGCGCCGGCGACUUCAUCAUCAACAACCGAUGCAGCUCCAAAAGACGCCCUUUCACAGCCUGCAUCCAAGCCUUCCGAUGUCCCCGCCAAAGACCCCAAUGUCGACCCUCCAGCUGCACUUAAUCCCCCUGAAGCUGAACCUCAACCACCUCAACCAUCAACCGGAGCUCGCAACGCCAUGGUUUUUCAAAACUUUGACAAUAACGCGCUUAAGGACCGUACCAUCCAAACUCAGAUCAUCUUUGGCCGAAAGAUGAACAAGCUACCCAAACCUUCACCCGCUCCACUCUGCGUCAUCACAAACCACCCUGCCCGUUACCGUGAUCCUCGCACUGGCCUCCCUUAUUACAACGCGUACGCGUACCGCGAGAUCCAGCGUCUCAUCCGGAACGAGUACCGCUGGAGCUGUGCCCUCAACGCUUGGGUCGGCAGCGGGACAUACGCGGCCAGGGGAGUCCCUGAGCGCUUCCUGAAUCCUCACAAGAAGGGUCCUGAGAAGAAGGAGCCGGCAGUUGGUGAUGAGACCAAGGGAGAGGCUGCGAAGACUACGGAUGUGGCACCCGCACCUAAGGGCCCUGAUGGGACGACUGGCGCUCAAGUUCCAGAGAACAAGACCAAUCCCGUCAAGGAAGAGUCAAAGCCAUCUCCUAUUUCCCAACCCGACACGGCCAAGGCCACUGCUCAGGUCAACACGGCUGCACCUGGCAACUUGGCACAACCCCCAACAGCUGGACCUUCAACCUCAAUCUCAGCCCCGGCUCCAGCCCCGGCUUCAGCUCCAGUUCUUACUCCUCCAACCUUUGCUCCCCAACCUCAGCUACAGGCUCCGACCAACCCCCCACCGACAACCGUGGGAACUGCGCCGACACCAGCUCAAGAGGCAAAAUGA